CCCCGCAGGUUGUUGGAAGGUUGUGAUUUCUGCAGGAAAACGUUCUGCAUGGUUGACUUUGUGUAACAUUUUUGUGUAACAGUAGAGGAUGUUUAACACUUUUACAGCUGUACUUUGAACCGAAUCAUCCCAUCGAAGUAUUACAUGGGCUUUGAGAGUCAAGCCUUUGUGCUGCUUUUGUGUUUUAUUAACCAGUCUAGAAGUUGAGCUGAUUCACGGUGUUGCUGCGCUUCUUCAUUGUUUCGUGUGAACUCUUCUCCGUGAAGUAUCAACUUGUGCAAGUUCACUAACGUAAGGCAGAGUACACGGGGAUCUGCCAGGCCCGGGAGCCAUCACCAGUCCUCUUUGAGGCCUUCCCCAAACCGCACCUCAAUUAAUGUCCAAGCAUUCACCUUUACCUACUAAAAUGCUGUCAAACCUAAAAUGAGGACGUGGGCCCAGCUAGUGAAGAGUCAGCAAUGAUACUCAGUUACUUUCGUCAUGCAGCUGGUGAUCCGUCGGUACCGUCCUGCAGACAAGGACACAGUGCUCACCCUCUUCAGUACUGGCAUCUUGGAGCAUAUCCGUCCAUGUUUCUAUAACGCCAUGACCAGUCCCCUUUACCUCACCAUCACCCCGACUCUGUGUGCUGUUGGUUAUCUCCUUGGCUCUGUGUUUGGAGCUGUACUGUUCCCAGCAGCUUGGGUAGGUCUCAUCUACUACUGCUGUCAUGAAGUAUAUGCCAGCUUCGUCAGGGUGAGACUUCGCACCGACAUGCAGGACAUCCCUGGGAACUUCCUCAGCAGACCUGAUGACUGUUUCUGGGUGGCUGAGGCUGAGGUUGGAGCGAGAGCCCAGGUUGUUGGUAUGGUGGCUGUGGUAGCUAAACACAGUGGGACAGAAAAGUAUGGGGAAAUGUUCAGAAUGAUCAUUUUCCCACAGUAUAGACGGAUGGGCCUCGGCUUUAGGUUGACUCAGACCGCGGUUGACUUCUGUAAAGAACGGGGCUUCUGCAAGGCGGUGUUGGAGACUAGCUCCACCCAAAUGGCAGCUGUGGCCCUGUACAGCAAAGUGGGGUUUAACCGUGUCCAGUCUCAUAUCAAAGCACAGGCAGCUCAUUGGAUCAUUUCACUGGCCAGGGUCACGAUUAUAAGGAUGGAAAAAUACUUGUAAAUCAAAAAUAACACUCAUCAGCAGUGUGUUGUUUUCACGCUUGGCUCCUCUUUAACAGUGGUUUAAUAUUUGGCAAUGGUUAAACUUGACUGUAACCAAAAUGUUGUUCAGGUGUAACUUUGGAAGAAAAUGCCCAAUCUGUUAUAUACUUUAGGACAAAGCACUAUGAACAGAUCUGAAAGUAAGGAGCAAGAUGUUGUUACUAAAACCUGGUUUCCUCUUUAUAGAGUACUUUACAUAUUCUCUGACUACACCUUAAGCCCCCCAAAAAUUGUCUGUUAACAACAUAAGGCCAAUUAGCAGCUCCAGUCCUGUGAACCAAGAUUUAACAGUUAAUCCUUACAUUGUGUACUUUUCAGUGACGAUUAGAAUAACUUAAUGUAAUCAGAUGUACUGACCACUUUCUGCUGUAUUCAUUUAAAAAAGAAAGAAAGAAAUGUUUUAAAAUGUCAUUAACUGAGAUACAGAUAACAUAUUGUAAGCACAUGAUACAAAGAUACAUGUCGUAAUAAUAUUAAUAAUAAAACCAUUAACUUUUAAAAGGCAAACGUAGAGAAUUUAUAUGCAUCAGAGUGGA
This is a messenger RNA of Maylandia zebra (zebra mbuna), 1729 nucleotides long. RefSeq names its product N-acetyltransferase 8. Gene Ontology annotation, molecular function: N-acetyltransferase activity. The record is from RefSeq and is a predicted model, not a curated record. Lineage: Eukaryota; Metazoa; Chordata; Actinopteri; Cichliformes; Cichlidae.